GGUGGCGGAUGUCGCAGGAAAUGCGGUGGUUGGGAAGGCGACGGGGGAGGCUGGGAUCAAGAAGAACGGACGGCCUGCGCUCUCUUGGUCGGGGGACUGCAUCUCCAUCUCCAUCUCCAUCUCGCCCUCGCUCUCGCUCACCUCUUCUCCCAGACCCCCCCAUUCUUUUUCCUCCUUGGGGAUUUUCUCUCUUCGCUUGUCUGCAAGCUCCCGGUGCUACUCUCACAUUCCAUCGAUCUAUUGCUUGGCUCUCUCUAUCUCUCGUGGCCUGCUGUUUAUCGCUGCAUAUCUCGCUUUUCAUACCACACUUUACAUCCGAGUCGGACGCCGAGACAAGACGUCGUUACGGGUAGCGAUCGGAAUCCAAGGACAAUUCCGAUCGCAUCGUGGACUGACCUCGUGGUUGUCAUUUAUCCCAACAUCCCUCCUUCGCCAUGCAUGCGUCCCGCAUACUGCAGUCCGCCAUAUCGAUACUGACCUUACUGGGUCAGCUCCAACCCUCGAUAGCAUCGCCAUUGGAAUCCGAGGAGAGCAUCGACGAAGCCACUCUAGAGAAGCGCUGCUCCAACCCUUGCGGCUACUAUAGCCAGCUUUGUUGCAGUUCGAGCGAGACAUGCACCACCAACAGUGACGGCGAAGCAGAGUGUGUCAGCGGCGGAAGUUGGGAGUACUUCACCACUACCUAUGUUCUGACGGAGACCGAGACCGCCACAUUCACUUCGACGUGGAGCUCCUAUCUUUCAGCGACGUCAAGCGCCGGAAGCUGUAAUGCUGAAUAUGGCGAGACAGUCUGUGGCAACAACUGUUGCGGUCCCGCCUAUAUCUGCUCCGACAAUCAGUGUAUCAUAGGAAGCACAUCAAUCUGGGCGACUGCCACUGCGACGCCCCCCGUGCGUGGAACCACCCUGUCGACUGUCACCCAAACAGCCCCCGUGACAACCACCGAGGGUUUCAUCGCCCCUGUGAGUACGGGAGGAACGCCGGCGGUUGGAGUCAAGGCCAGGAGCGGCGGACUCAGCGGCGGCGCAAUUGCGGGUAUUGUUAUCGGAACAAUCGCUGGCGCAUUCCUAUUGCUGCUUAUUUGCGCUUGUAUGUGCUGCCGUGGAGCACUUGAUUCCAUCCUCGCUUGCCUGGGUCUCGGUGGUGGCAGGAAGCGGAGAGAAACGACCUACGUCGAAGAGCGUCGCCAUCGCCAUUCACACGGGACUACCACCAGGCCUGAGCAACGUACUUGGUUCGGUACCCGUCCUACAGCAUCCUCUGCAGGUGGUGGUAGGAAGAAGAAGGACUCUGGAAUGGGUGCUUUGGCGACAAUCGGAAUCAUCCUGGGUGCAAUUGCGCUGUGCCUGGGACUGAAGAGACGCAACAGAGACCGUCGGGACGAAGACGAGAAGACCGAUUACUCCUAUCCGAGCAGCUAUUACUACUCCUCCGAUUAUUACACCAAUGAUGGAAGCGUGGUGACAGAAGAUCGACGCACAAGAGAUACUAGACGUACUAGACGAUCUCGCACCCGCUCACGAAGAUGACGAGAUGACGAGAUGACGAUAUGACGAAAGCCAGCUCACGACCCCCUUCUUACCUUUCUUUUCCAAGUUUAUCGACCAGACCGUGCAUGAACAGGCGCUAAUUUGGGUUUAUGAUUUGAUGUAUUAUGAUUUUUCCUCCCACCCCCC
Messenger RNA from Aspergillus heteromorphus CBS 117.55, 1676 nucleotides. RefSeq lists its product as uncharacterized. Bases 435 to 1529 code for a protein of 364 amino acids. The record is from RefSeq and is a predicted model, not a curated record. The transcript is spliced from 2 exons. NCBI's taxonomy places the organism in Eukaryota, Fungi, Ascomycota, Eurotiomycetes, Eurotiales, Aspergillaceae.